Messenger RNA from Ustilaginoidea virens, 2208 nucleotides. RefSeq lists its product as uncharacterized. Gene Ontology annotation, molecular function: rRNA binding; U3 snoRNA binding. The transcript has 3 exons. Bases 1 to 2208 code for a protein of 735 amino acids. NCBI's taxonomy places the organism in Eukaryota, Fungi, Ascomycota, Sordariomycetes, Hypocreales, Clavicipitaceae. Gene Ontology annotation, biological process: maturation of SSU-rRNA from tricistronic rRNA transcript (SSU-rRNA, 5.8S rRNA, LSU-rRNA). The record is from RefSeq and is a predicted model, not a curated record. Gene Ontology annotation, cellular component: small-subunit processome; nucleolus.
AUGGGCUCUCGUGGGAGAGGAGGCCAUUUCAGAGGCAAAGGAGGGAGGGGAGGGCGAGGGGCAAGAGGCAGAGGAAGAGGAGGAUCAAAUCGAUGGGGACCACCAACAAGACGAUUCGACAAUGCACGCUUGGCAGAGAAAGAAGAAGAGGCCGGGUCUGAGCCCGACGUCGAUGAUUCUCAAGACGAGGGCAGUGCACCUGCUGAGGAGGACAGCGGCUCCGACGACGAGGAUGAUGCGCCUGCCGUCCGCCCAUACAUGGCCUUGCUGCAGAGCUUCAAGGAAUCCAGCGGGCCCAAGGCUAAGAGAAGGAAAUUGGAACACGACCAAUCUCCAGCCGCAGCCGCAGCCGCAUCCGCAGCCGCAGCCGCAUCCGCAGCCGGAGACGGCAGAGACGAGAGCAUGGACGAGGCCAGUGGUGAAGAGCCGCGGGACAUUGAUGAAGCGGACGAGGCCGAGGAUGCCGAGGACCAAGAGGAGCAGCUUGAAGACGAGCCAGACUCCGAAGACGAGCAGCUCUCGGAUCCCUUCGACGCCCACUUUGCGCACCCGGACGAUGCAGAAGUUGGCAGAGCCAUCACGGCUAUCAAGAAGGAGGAAUGGGUCACAAACAGGGCGCUCGUCCAAUCUCUUUGGGCGAGCACCAUGUCGGCAGGCUCAGGAAGCAAGCUUGGCACCCCCGCGCCCUGCGGCUACGAGGGGCUGAGGUUGAAGCAGAAGCUGCAAGAGGCGGCUUUGAAGAAGAUGGACAAGCUGGAUGCUACGCAGCAGGCAAUUCUUCCAUGGCUGUUUGAAUACAAGGACAUUCUCUACUGCGACAGAACGGUCAAGAAUUCCACAACCUUGCGACAAGCUGUUUGUCUGCAUGCGCUGAAUCACGUAUUCAAGACGCGCGAUCGCGUCAUCAAAAACAACCACAGACUCGCCAAAGAGGGCGAGGACGCAGAGCUAGAGCUUCGCGACCAAGGCUUCACCCGGCCCAAAGUUCUUUUCCUGCUGCCAACCAGAAACUCGUGCGCCAAAAUCGUCGGCAUCAUCCGCGAUCUGUGUGAUCCGGAUCAGCAGGAGAACCGCAAGAGGUUCGAGGACUCGUACAUUGACGAGGAGAACAGCUUUGGCCAUGACCGUCCGGACGAUUUCAAACAUCUGUUUGAGGGCAACGACGACGACAUGUUUCGGCUGGGAUUCAAAUUCACCCGCAAGACCAUCAAGUACUUUUCGCAGUUUUACAGCUCGGACAUCCUGUUUGCCAGCCCCCUCGGUCUCCGGAUGGCGAUUGGCUCCGAAGAGGACAAGGAGAAGAAGAAGAAGAAGAAGAAGCCCGACUGCGACUUUCUCAGCUCCGUCGAGAUGGUCGUCGUCGACCAGGCCGAUGCGCUGCUCAUGCAAAACUGGGAGCACGUCGAGUACAUCUUUGAGCAUCUCAACCUGCAGCCCAAGGACGCGCACGGCUGCGACUUUAGCCGCCUGCGGAGCUGGUACCUGGAAGACUGGGCCAAGUUCUUCAGGCAGACGGUGGUCCUGUCGGCUUUCAACACGCCCGAGCUGGCCGAGCUCCAGCGACGCCACUGCCACAACUGGGCCGGCAAGGUCCGCCUCCAGCCCGAGUACCCGGGCGUGAUCCAGCAGCUCGGCGUCAAAGCCAGGCAGACCUUCUCCCGGUUCCAGUCCAGCUCUGUGGACAAGGACCCGGACGCCAGGUUCGCGUACUUUGUGUCGGCCGUCGUGCCCACGCUGGUCAAGAGAGCCAGGGACGCCACCGGCACGCUGCUCUUCAUCCCUUCCUACCUCGACUUUGUCCGCGUGAGGAACUACUUUGCCAACUCGGCCACCAUGAGCAGCGUCACCUUUGGCGCCGUGUCCGAGUACACCGACGUGCCCGACGCGUCGAGGGCCCGCUCGCAUUUCCUGUGCGGCCGCCACCGCGUGCUCCUGUACACGGAGCGCGCCCACCACUUCCGGCGCUAUCAGCUGAGGGGGGUUGAGCGCGUCGUCUUCUACGGCUUGCCCGACAACCACGUCUUUUACCGCGAGGUGGCGGGCGAUUUCCUGAGCAGGAGCGAGCAGGACCUCAAGGUUGAGCCCGGGCGGGGGGCUGUGAGGGUCAUGUUUUCCAAGUACGACGUGAUGAAGCUGGAGAGGAUUGUUGGAUCCAGACGGGUGGCAAAGAUGAUUCAGGAACGUGGCGACACGUUUGACUUUUUGUAG